UUACUACGCCUUCUCAUUUAAAACAGAGAUGGAUCGUAAUCGCCGCAACUUCCUACGUGAGAAUAAAUUGAGUUUACGUGAACUACAACGUGUAACUUGUAAAAAUAGGAUGCAACAGCAGCAAGAACAAGUGAUGCGAGAACAAAGAUAUAAUGGACGACGUUCCCAAUCGCAGCAACGUAACAAUUACAAUGGAUUAGAUAAACAAAUCAACACGCGGUGUCCAUCAUUGACAAGAGUGCCUAGCGGAUGUGUGGUUCGCGCCCCUGUUGCCGGUAGUAUUGGCGAUGGAGGUAAUCAUAUUGUCCGAAACAGCGUUUCUCGUACAGGUAGUACAAAUACCGUAAAAUCUGUGCAUAAGCAAGUUCAAACUGAAGAUAUACAAGAUGAACAAUUUCUAUACGACGCCCUAAAGCGCUGCACCACCAAUGAUUGUCAGUCCCAUUUGAAUCGCCUACAGCUAAAUAUUACUCCUCGUUCCAAUCAUACCGCAUUGGAUGCACAAAGCCGAAAUUCGUUUUACCCACCACCAGUUAAUAAUGCAGGCCAAGCAGGCUGUCCAAAUACCACGGAAAAUUCGUGUACCACGCGGCAACACCCUCACAUGCAAGAUCAAUACGAAAAUCAUCACAACAAUGAACAACCUCACGACGGACUGCAAAAGGAGAAUACAACUGAAGACGACGAUGAAGAUGUAGUGGGCAGUUUGAGUGCUGAACCCUUAUAUGUGCUUGACUCCUCAUCUAAAUACAACUUAGCACCAACGCCACGCUCACAGCAACACUUCAGCAACGGUUACAAUAUGGUGGAAAGCGAUGGAUUACCACCUACUACAACAAUGCAAUCAUCAUAUGAACCACCUGACCAACAAAAGCAGCAACAAAAACAAUCGCAAGCACGUCAGUACCGUAUGCAACCACAUGUAC
Molecule: messenger RNA, 926 nt
Organism: Rhagoletis zephyria (snowberry fruit fly)
Lineage: Eukaryota; Metazoa; Arthropoda; Insecta; Diptera; Tephritidae
Source: RefSeq, a predicted model, not a curated record